This is a messenger RNA of Triplophysa rosa, 2316 nucleotides long. Its product is annotated as butyrophilin subfamily 3 member A2-like. The record is from RefSeq and is a predicted model, not a curated record. NCBI's taxonomy places the organism in Eukaryota, Metazoa, Chordata, Actinopteri, Cypriniformes, Nemacheilidae. The transcript has 6 exons. Bases 184 to 1305 code for a protein of 373 amino acids.
UUCAGUUUCUUGUUUAUCACAGUAGCUGUAUAGUGAGGGAGGAGCCGUGAACACUUCAGAGAGAAAGUGAAAGUAAAAGUGUCCCUGUUCAAUCCUCAACAAACUCUCAUCGACAGAAUUUAUUCUCACACUUCAGACGAUUGUAAAAACACCAAAUGUUGAGCUGAGCUGUGUUUUGGAGUGAUGAAGUUCACUUGUGUGAUUCUGCUGGUUUUUGCUGGACUGACAGAUUCAAGAGCAGAUGAGUAUGAGGUGAUCGGGCCUUCAGCUCCUGUGAUGACUGUAUCUGGUGAAGAUGUGAUUCUGCCGUGUUCUAUCAAACCCAACAUCAGUGCUGUGAACAUGAGAGUCGAGUGGAUCAGACUUGAUCUGAAAGGCUCAAUAGUUCAUCUGUAUGAAGAUCAUAAAGACAUAAACACAGAUCAGCUUCAGUCGUACAGAGGAAGAACUCAAGUGUUUACAGAAGAACUAGAGAAAGGAAACACAUCACUCAAACUCUCAAGAGUCCAAAUCUCUGAUGAAGGACUUUACAAGUGUUUCAUUCAGUCUCAAUCCUGGUAUGAUGACGUCACUGUUGAUGUCUCUGUUGAAGCUGUAGGCAGUGUUCCAGUGAUCACUGUAGGUGGGUUUGAUGGUUCUGGUGGUCUUCAUCUACAGUGUGAAUCUAAAGGCUGGAACCCUGAACCUGAUCUUGUGUGGCUGAACAGUGAAGGAGUCACUUUAACAUCUGAAUCUCCAGACACACACAGAGAUGACACAGAUGGAUUCAGUGUGAAACACAUGAUCACUGUAUAUAACACUGACACUAAAUAUCACUGCAGAGUCAGAAUGAGACAUCACAUGAUGGAGGCUGAGAUCAUCAUAUCCACUCAAAUGUUUCUCUCUUGGAGAUCUUCAGUGAUUCUGAUCUCCGUUGCUGUUGUUCUCAGUGUGAUCGCUGGAAUACUGAUCACUGUGUUUGUCUGUAAACAGAGAGAACUACAGAGAGAGAACCAGAGAAUACAGAGAGAGAAACAGAGAAUACAGAAUGAAGACGAGAGAAUACAGAGAGAGAACCAGAGAAUACAGAGAGAGAACCAGAGAAUACAGAAUGAAGACGAGAGAAUACAGAGAGAGAACCAGAGAGAGAACCAGAGAAUACAGAAUGAAGACGAGAGAAUACAGAGAGAGAACCAGAGAGAGAACCAGAGAAUACAGAGAGAGAAACAGAGAGAGAACCAGAGAAUACAGAAUGAAGACGAGAGAAUACAGAGAGAGAACCAGAGAAUACAGAAUGGUAAUUUUAUCUCUUGGAUUUUUAAGUGAUUGAUAAAUUGUUGUUUGGUCAACUGAGUAUUUAAUGAUUAAAAAUAUGAAAUAUUAAAUCUUAUUUAAAUGUUUGUCCAUGUUUCUUUUGUAUUUUCUGUUUUCCCUAUUUGGUAACACUUUAUAAUAACUUUCAUUAGUAAGUCAUUAGUAAGUCAUUAACAAACAACAUUCAUUAAAAUGUUUACAAAUGUUCUCACCCUUUCGGUAACUCACAUAUGGAAAUAACUUUCAUUAGUAAAUCAUUAACAAACAUUAUUUAAUGCUUAACUGAUCAUUAGUAACUAUAUAUUCACAUAGCUAGACAUAGGGGGUAACGUUCUUGUUCAUGUUUACUAAUGGUUUAAUUGAACAUUAUUUAAUGAAUAGCAGAUCAUUAGUUAAUGCAUAUUUGUUAUUACAUUUUCAAUUCAUGUAAUGCAAUUUAAAGAUCUACCAAUGACGGUAAUGUAUGGUAUCCAACAAUUAACAGCUUGUUUGUAUGUGUGUAUGAGUUUGUUAAUGUAUGUAUGAAUGCUUACAAAUAUCAGUAAACUUUCAUUAAUGUAUUAACUAAGGCACAUAUUUACAUUUACAAAGGUUGUUAAAAUAUUACUGGUGAUUGCAGUUACUUCACGUAUUAUUCAUGUUAACAAAUUAUUCAUAAACUCACAACCCAGCUGUUUAGGUUACACCUUUGAUCUUUGUUUAUUGUGGUGUGUAAACAUACUUUUACUAUUUAGACAAAUCAUUUAUUAAUUAUUAGUUAAUGUUUUGGCAGUACCCAAUCUAAAGUUGAAACUAGUCAUCGUUUGUAAAUGUUUAUAAAUGCUUACGAUUGAUCUAUAAAACUUAUACGCUUGCUGUACAGACAUUUACAAAACAUAAUAACAGAAAUAAAAGCUUAUGGGAAAACCUGUGUUUAUUGUGUCAACACAUAGUACAGUAUUGUGUACUAAAUCCUGAAGCAGAUGGCAUGGCACAUUAAGAAGAGAAAACAAAAAAUAUAUUAUAAUGUAAAUUAAAAUGAAA